Molecule: messenger RNA, 4921 nt
Organism: Thalassophryne amazonica
Lineage: Eukaryota; Metazoa; Chordata; Actinopteri; Batrachoidiformes; Batrachoididae
Gene: ssh2a
Product: slingshot protein phosphatase 2a
Exons: 14
Coding region: 413-4378 (1321 amino acids)
Biological process (GO): negative regulation of actin filament polymerization; protein dephosphorylation; actin cytoskeleton organization
Cellular component (GO): cytoplasm
Molecular function (GO): actin binding; protein tyrosine/serine/threonine phosphatase activity
Source: RefSeq, a predicted model, not a curated record
GUGCUAAAUGACAGUGUCCUUUGGACGGGGAACAACUGUUUGGUUUUAUUAUUUUUUUAAUGCAGAUCACGGACUUUAACUCUUUCACGCAGGGUUCGGUUUCGCUUCGCUCUGACAUUUUUUUUGUGAUCAGCUGUGCGUGUCGGCAGCAGGAACAUAAUGUGCUAGAAUCCUCUUAUUUGUGGUUUAUUGCAUCAGAAAUACGGUUCGGAAACGUCUCAACCACCCUUUUUUUUAGCGGAAUCAUUUGUUCUUUAAACUGUGUGACGAGCAGCAAAAAAAAAAAAAAAGGAAGGAAGUGUGUGUCUGAGCACAUGGCUGUGAAAGCAGGCUGAGAGUUCUCACUCGGACCCGCAGCACCUCAACCCGCCCCUCCCUCUCUGUGCGCCUCUCUGACGGAACCAGAACCGGCAUGACCCUGGGCUCGGUGUCCGGAUCCAGAAGCUCGUCGACCGGCAGCUUCUGCUCCUGCUGCGGGGCGAAGAUGGUUCAAAACUUCAGCGACGACGCUGUGGUGUCCAAGAAUAAAAUCAACCAACUCAUCAGUGAGAGUUUCCUCACAGUUAAAGGUGCAGCACUUUUCCUCCCAAGGGGAAACAGCCCCACUCCGAAUGCAGCGCCUCGUAUCAGCCAGCGCAGGAACAAACACACAGGUGACCUCCAGAAACAUCUUCAGACCAUGUUCACUGUGCUGCGACCCGAGGACACCAUUCGACUGGCUGUACGUCUAGAGAGCUCCUACCCUCAGGUUACUCGCUACAUGGUGGUGGUUUCAACCAGUGGAAGACAGGACACUGAGGAGAGCAUUGUGCUUGGCAUGGACUUCCUUUCUUCUGAUAGCUGCUGCACGGUGGGUUUGGUUCUACCUUUGUGGAGUGACACGCUGAUCCACCUGGAUGGAGACGGUGGUUUUAGUGUGUCAACAGUCAACCGAGUUCACAUUUUCAAGCCUGUUUCUGUCCAAGCCAUGUGGUCAGCCCUCCAGUCACUGCACAAAGCCUGCGAGAUGGCCCGCUGCCAUAACUACUACCCAGGCAGCUUGUUCCUGACCUGGGUCAGCUACUACCAGAGUAGGAUCUCAUCUAACCAGUACUGCAUCAAUGAGUGGAAUGCUAUGCAGGAUGUCGAGUCGUACCGUGCCAAUUCGCCAGUUUUCUUCACAGACCUACCCACAGAGAGAGAGCGUACAGAAAGGCUGAUCAGAAUGCGCCUUCGAGAGAUCAUAAUGCAGAAAGACCUGGAGAAUGUCACCUGCAAGGAGAUCCGAACAGAGCUGGAGAUACAGAUGGGGUGCAACCUGAGGGAGUUCAAAGAGUUCAUAGACAACGAGAUGAUCAUCAUCUUGGGACAGAUGGAUAGUCCUACUGAAAUAUUUCAACAUGUUUACCUGGGCUCUGAAUGGAACGCCUCUAACCUGGAGGAGCUGCAGAACAGUGGAGUACGCUACAUAUUGAACGUGACCAGAGAGAUAGACAACUUCUUCCCAGGGAUGUUUGAAUACCACAACAUCAGAGUUUAUGAUGAAGAGGCCACCAACCUGCUGGAGUACUGGAACGACACCUACAAGUUCAUCACCAAAGCAAAAAAAGCCGGUGCCAAGUGUCUGGUUCACUGUAAGAUGGGGGUGAGCCGCUCAGCUUCCACAGUGAUCGCUUACGCCAUGAAGGAGUACGGCUGGGACCUGGACACUGCUUUCGACUACGUUAAAGAGCGGCGAACCAUCACCAAACCAAACCCAUCCUUCAUGAAACAGCUGGAGGAAUAUCAGGGAAUCCUGCUGGCCAGCAAACAAAGGCAUAAUAAGCUGUGGCGCUCACGCUCUGAUGGCAACCUGUCAGAUCACCCAGAAAUUAUAUGUAAACCCUCCUCGCACUCCCUGAGCCACUGUGACUCUCACAUCAACAACACCGCCUCCUCUGCCGCACUGCAUCACUUCCUGGGUGUGGCUGUGCUGCAUGCGCUUGGUGCUGACUCUCAGGACUCUGGCAGAACGGCCAGUUCACACUCUUCUGACCCGCAUAUGUGCUCCAACGGUGUGUGUGAGUCACCAGCAACCGAGGAGGUGGAUUCAGAUUGUGAGCAGUGUGAAGACGCGGACAGUUCAGCGAACGUGGCCGUCGCAGUGCCUACUCUUGUACCUCACCCUCCAGCAUCGCUCCACAUCCUACCCCCUACUCCCGAACGCCAAAGUGCUGAGAUUGCUCCUCCCACGAAGAUGUCCAGUUCUUUGCCCAAACAUGACCUCGUAAAACUGCCGCUUCCUCUGUCUGAGCGAAGCAGCUCAGACGAGCUCUCGUCCCUCACAGUGGGCUCCAGUGACUUGGACAAUUUGGAGUCCGAUUUAAUCAGCGACACGUACAGUCCCUUCAGCCCGGAGAACACCAAACCUCUCACCCUGGUGCUUUCCUCUAGUCCCAGUGAUGACAACAACAACCCCAGUGAGCCACAGACGAACGUCGCUUUGGACAGCCGUGGUGAAGCAGACGGGUCCUCCAACCACAGCACCGACAGCAUCGACUUCUUUAGCGCCAGGGAAAAAUUUCUGGGUUUGGCUCAAGAUGAUAGAGCUUGGACACUUUCUGACGAGGUGCAGCAGAGGACUCUUCUCUCACCUGUCCCUCUGGAAAAUGAAGAAACCAAGAAGGAGAAAGAAGAUUUGCAGGGGGACGGGAUGGCACAGACUCCACCCCAUGCUGAAGAUAACACCAGUGAAACUGAUCCGGAGCGUCCGAAUAACCACGACGGUGGGAAAUCAGUCCGCCAUAUUGUCACUGAGCUUGAAGCCAUAUGCCAGCCCGCCUCUUGCCUUCUUUCUCCCGCUGCCGCCUCCUCGUCAGCCCAUCUCGUGUCUUCUCAAAGUUCUCAGGAGGAGACAGAGACCUCUGUAGUCACCCAUGAGUCUUUGACCCUACCUUCACAGUCACCCACCACUCUGCCAAGUGACCGGCGGUCAGGCUCAGUGCGGCGAGCCACUCAGCAGCUGGAGGAGAAGCUGAGACAGGAAACAGAGAUGGCAGCGUCACAGCGAUCCCCUCUGCACUCCCCGACUUCUGAACACCCUCCUGCCCAAAUGUCUCCCUGCCACCUGAACUCUGGCAGCCCUUCCCCCGACUCUUCUCUGCACUCCGCAGGGCAAACGCCUUCAUCAGGUCCUCAGACAUUUCAAGGUAAAAAUGAUUCGGUAUCGAUUAAUGCUGAUCCCAAAGACGGAGAGGAGGAGACGAUGUUAAAACAAGAGCUUCAAAGCCCUGCCUCCCCCACAACGGACAACUUCCAGCACACUUUGUGCUUCUCUGAUAUCGGCCAAGGUUCUGGUGCUGCGCCUAACGUUGUGCCGACAUCAGUGGAUAAUCACACAGCGACAGAAGCCCAGGCUUCAUCUGGACUGGUGGCCACCACCAGUCAGUCAGAAGGAUCACUUCUGCUUACCUCAGCUCCAUCCCAGAGGCAGAGCCCACUCAACCACCAAAACCCACAGGUCACAUCUCCAUCUCAGGCCUCUUCCAAUCACAUCACUCUGCAAGGAGUGACGAUGCAGGAAUCAGACACAGACCCCGGGCCGGGUUCCGGUGUGCAGAGCAGGCGAGUGGGCUGCGGCCCCGGCUGUGAUGCUUUGAACCGGCUGUCUCAUGGCAGCCAGGAGCUGGAGAGAAUCCAGCAGACGCUGAGGGAGCUUCAGGCGUUCCUCCAAGAGGGUGUCGGCCUCAAGACACCUGACAACAGCCACGACCCGGAGACGCCUCGAGUGCAGAGAGAGACGAUGGACACGCAGCCUGCACCUUGUAAAGAGACCAUUUGUGAACGUGUCCAUCUUGGACUGGAAGCAGGUCCGCGGCCCCGAGAGAGACCGGGGAAGAAAUGCCUUGAGCCAAAAGGGUGGCACGGAGCCGCCGAGCUUGAAGCUCGCAUUCGCCAAGCAGGUCUCACUCCCCCCUCUCUCAUGAAGCGGUCCGCCUCCUUAGCUAAACUAGACUGUCUGGAGCUGUCAGCCAGUGACCUCAGUGACUGGGACAUAAGGACAGGCACACACAGGACAUCGUCCUCAGAGCACCAAAACACUUUACACAUGUCCCCGUCUCCUUCCGACGACGCCUGGAAAAAGCAGCGAGUUUUUCCUCAGACCUCAUAUGUUGAAAAACUACACGACGCCAAGGAUGCUGACGGCGCAUCCUCGCAUCCAUCGCCGUUGUCCUCAUCCUCAACCUGUCACCAGAGAGACCGCAUAGACGAGGCGGAGAAGCCAGGUGACGGGGGCAACGGAGCUCUUGCUGCUCCAACAGCACGCCAACAGGGCAGAGGACACACGUCACGGCGUCCUCGCAAAGCGUCCGCUGACAAAAGACAGCGAGCCAUCACUGUGCUUUACAACACCAUGUAACCUCACCGCCGAGAACUGGAAAGGGACACGACUGGAACCGCACAUGUGUGAAUGCAGCUGCGUGACGUCUGUGCCGACGUGUGUGAGUGAGUGAGUGUGCGUGCACGAGUCCAAAGCAUGUAAGAAAUGCUGAAUGUCUAUUUGCGUGUAAACCACUGGACAUGUUUUGACUGGAGUUGAGAUAUGUGUGUAUACGGUAAUGAAUACGAACGUCCAAAUUGACACUGAACCAUUGUUUUUCUGUGUGGCCCUGAUUUGGCUAUUUAGUUCCUAGAACUACAGCAAGUGGGGGCUGUUCUCAAAAUAUGCACUUUACUACUUAGAAUCACAAGGCGUUUUAUUUUGGAGUCUUUUCUCUGGACAUGUUUUUGGGUUUUUGUUUGUUUUUGUUUUUGCAUUGAUCUCAGUGGGGGCGUGUCUUCAUGUGCAUUUGUGUUUUCACAAUUAACAGAUGUCUUUAUUCAGAUUUGUAAACCAGCAGAAAGCUGUUUGUUUUUCAGUCCCUUAUCCGUAAAUAAAUGUUUUUGAGUUUUGUUUGACGGC